AUGUCUAUCUCAUCUGCAACCGCUAAGGAAUACGAAGAAGCUUACAGUGCACACAACUACCAUCCCUUACCAGUUGUGUUCCACAAGGCUCAAGGUGCCCAUGUUUGGGACCCUGAAGGAAAGGAAUACUUGGACUUCCUUUCUGCUUAUUCUGCCGUUAACCAAGGCCAUUGUCAUCCUAAAAUUGUUGGUGCAUUGGUCGACCAAGCGCAAAAGUUAACUCUUUGUUCUAGAGCUUUCUCGUCUGAUGUCUUUGGUCAAUACGCUAAGUACGUGACUGAAUAUUUCAACUACGAAAUGGUUUUACCAAUGAACACCGGUGCUGAAGCUGUUGAGACUGCCUUGAAGUUAGCUAGAAGAUGGGGCUACGUUAAGAAAGGUAUUAACCCCGAUGAAGCUAUCAUUUUGGCUGCUCAAAACAACUUUCACGGUAGAACUCUUGGAAUCAUUUCCAUGAGUACUGAUCCAGACGCUACUACUAACUUCGGGCCUUAUUUGAAAGGUGUUGGUCCUCAAAUUCCUGGUGAACCAGAGGGUUCCGUUAUUAGAUACGGUGUCAUUGAAGACAUUGAAAGGGCAUUGAGCAAUGCUGGUGAUAAAAUAGCCGCUAUUCUUUUGGAACCAAUUCAAGGUGAAGCUGGUAUCGUUGUCCCUCCUCCGGAUUACUUGCCUCGUGUUGCGGAAUUAUGUAAGCAACACAAAGUUUUGUUGAUUUGCGACGAGAUCCAGACCGGAAUUGCCAGAACAGGAAAGAUGCUCUGUUACGAACAUUCCGAGGGUGUGAAGCCUGACGUUGUCCUUUUGGGAAAGGCUAUUUCCGGGGGUGUCUAUCCAGUUUCAGCCGUCUUGUCCUCCAAGGAAAUCAUGUUGACUUUAGAACCAGGUUCUCACGGUUCUACUUAUGGUGGUAACCCAUUGGCUUGUGCCGUGGCCAUUGCUGCCUUGGAUGUUGUUAAGGAUGAAAAGUUGGUGGAAAGAGCAGAAACCUUGGGUAAUCUUUUGAAAUCCAAAUUGGAAGACCUAAAGGCUGAAUCCAAUGGUGUUAUCUCGGAAGUAAGAGGUAAAGGCUUAUUAUCAGCUAUCGUUAUCGAUGAUACCAAAACCAACGGUAGAUCUGCUUGGGACUUGUGUCUUGUCAUGAAGGAGAAGGGUGUAUUGGCUAAGCCAACCCACGACCAUAUCAUCAGAUUGGCUCCUCCAUUAGUGAUUAGUGAAGAAGACUUACUUAAGGGAGUUGAAGUUAUUAGAGAAUCCUUAAAGGAAUUGCCAAAUGCUCCAAAGGCACACCAUUAA
Messenger RNA from Lizanozyma spartinae, 1293 nucleotides. It is a transcript of the gene CAR2, whose product is annotated as ornithine-oxo-acid transaminase. Gene Ontology annotation, cellular component: cytoplasm. The record is from RefSeq and is a predicted model, not a curated record. Lineage: Eukaryota; Fungi; Ascomycota; Pichiomycetes; Serinales; Debaryomycetaceae. The transcript has a single exon. Gene Ontology annotation, molecular function: identical protein binding; pyridoxal phosphate binding; L-ornithine transaminase activity. Bases 1 to 1293 code for a protein of 430 amino acids.